Trametes versicolor FP-101664 SS1 is the source of this 837-nucleotide messenger RNA. RefSeq lists its product as uncharacterized. The transcript is spliced from 2 exons. The coding region runs from base 153 to 668 and encodes 171 amino acids. NCBI's taxonomy places the organism in Eukaryota, Fungi, Basidiomycota, Agaricomycetes, Polyporales, Polyporaceae. The record is from RefSeq and is a predicted model, not a curated record.
AGCUGCUAUGCUCGUCAGCCUAUCCCAACACCUCGACGAUAUUGGUUUCGACACCUUGGGCAGCUGCAGAUGAUACAACGGCGCAUAUAGCCAACGCCCCGGCUCAAGAAGUUGCUUACAACAGCUACACACAUGCAGACUUGCGCACGUUCAUGCAGCAUGCGUCGACGUCGCCGCGACGUGCAACGCGUGGUCGCGGCAGAGAUGUGCAGCCACAGGAACGGAUCGUCUCCUUGGACAUCGGACAAAUGACGACGGUGUGGAUCGGCGUUCGAAUGUGUCGAGCACUCUGCGACCUCGAGGCGCAUGUUUUGGACUCUUAUAAUCAGCGGACUACCUCAGGGCCCCGCGCCGAUCCCAACACCGAGUCCAUCACGUCAAGCGCAGUCCUCGAGGGUCUCAGCGCCACCUGCUCGAGGACUAUGUGCGUGUCGCGCUUCCCAUUGGGAUUCCCAAGGCUCGCUCACAUGGUCUCCGGAGAACGCGGUCACGUCGCGUUCGGCCCACAAACUUCCUUGGUUCUGCCACAUCCUGCGCUGCUCUACGAUUCUAGACCCCCGUAUACUCGAGCACGUUCGACUGCUGUAAACGAACGGAGCAACCCAGGAGCCCAUCCCACUGGCAAAUCCUGCCCGCACGUUCAAGAAUCAGGGGGCGCCGCGCCCUAACCCCGCGACCAGGACCCGCGAUACCGAUUGCUGGACAGCCCCGGUGCUAAGUUUGUCCUGGAAUCCGAAUAUCCGCUGUCAUUUCAGUGGGAGAUACGGGGGCGAGCCACGCGGGCCUCAUGUGCGAACUGAUACCGCGCAUCACUGAGCAGCAGCAGUGAUAUCAGCU